Messenger RNA from Hydractinia symbiolongicarpus, 2206 nucleotides. RefSeq names its product probable serine/threonine-protein kinase pXi. The transcript is spliced from 4 exons. Bases 61 to 588 code for a protein of 175 amino acids. Lineage: Eukaryota; Metazoa; Cnidaria; Hydrozoa; Anthoathecata; Hydractiniidae. The record is from RefSeq and is a predicted model, not a curated record.
UCAUAAAUAUUUUGUUCUUUCAGUUAUUUUAUAAAAAAUGUGUUUUCGAAAUCAUCAAUAAUGAGUGUGUUCCUCGACAGAGUUUUCGGUUCCUGUUUUCGUACUUGGGUGUGGAGUAAUCCGGAGACAGGACAACAAAAAUAUAUUGAUUAUUUGCCAAAAAGGAAAUGGAGAUACAAUGACGAAAACCUUAUGAAUGAUCUAAAUGACAACAACAGUUGGGAUGUUAUGGAUUUGACUGAUGACGAUCAUUUUGUUCACUCAAGAACAUUAAAAAACAUGCAACUUCGCUUACAUGACAAUGUUUUUAUCAAUCCUUUAAAUUCAGAAGAUAAGGACAACAACAGCAACAACAACAAAAACAACAACAACAAGGAUAUGGACGUUCCUUUGGAAAAAGAAGCGGAAGAGAAUACAGAAGAAGAAGAAAUUGUUGUUGAUACUCAUGUUUCUCAGAAUGUUAUAAAUUCGAGUCAAAAUUGUAGUACUAGCAGCGAUAAUAAGGCAUUAGCCAGUAACGACACCACUCACGACAUUAGUAAUUCAGGAUUAGUUAUUAAUAAAGUUGCAGAGACUGUGACAGAAUAAAAAAAUAAGAUAUAUUUUAAUUUUAAUUUUUAAAGACAUGGAGGCGAUUCUUAAGAAAUUUAAAAAGGACAUUUUCAAUGAAAAAUUUUAAGAAUGGCAGCAAAUCAAAAAAGAUUAGGAAGGAAAUUUUUGAUGUGUACGGAAAAACUCUUAACGUGGUCUACUAUAUAACUAUGCUAUGCAAGUACAUAAGAUUGAUUGAAAUUAUGAAGGCUCUUCUUGACAAGACUUCUUUUAAAAAACGAAGAAAAAAAGCAGAUGCAAAUAUUGUCUUUGUUCAUAAUUGUUACAGGAUAUUCGCUCUGUCACGAAUAUCAGUAAUUCCUUUGAUAUGUUAAAAAAAAGCCAGGUUGGUCAAUCAGAACUGUAUUUAUUUUUUGAAAUAUUGGCAUUCACAUUUGUUCUUCAAUUUUUUACAGCCUUUUAUCAAUGUGCUUAUGCUGGUCCAAAUAGGUUAAAAAUGAGGUAUAUAUCAGGAAUUUUAGUCAUGUAGGAAAUCUCUAAGAGAAAUAAGACGUUUAUUUUGAGUCGAUACUCUUAGGUUAAUGUAUUUAUCGUCCAUAUUUUUGUCCGUCCGUCCGUCCGUUCUUUCGUUCGUUCUUUCAUUUGUUUGUUCGUUCGUUAGUUAGUUACACUUUUUUUUAUAAGAAGUUGGGACUCAGCAAAUAAUUUCUUUUGGCAAGUUCUAAGAAACUUCAAGUCUCAAAUAAAUAGUUUUAUGAUAAGACUAAAAUAGUUUUUUUUCUUUAUUUGUUUUUUUUUUUCAGCUAUGUUUUGAACUGUCCGUUUGAUUUUACUUAUGGAAUGCGAUUGUGUUUGUGGCAAAUAUUUGGUUUAUUUAUUUAUUUAUUUAUAGAUUGUCUCUGUGCAGGUGCAGGUUUUCGUAUUUAUUUUUUAAUAUUUAUUAUAUAUUUAUUUGAUGGUGAUGGAAUUAGUCUUAACCUACUGUUCACUAGUAAUAAUCUUUCUAAUGGAAUGAUUUUAGGAAAUUUUGAAUGUCAUAUUAAUCUGAGGACAAAACUUUGAAUUGAUACUUUCGGCAGCCCAGUGUUAGUGUGGCAGUUACUUAGUGCUAUUAUAUAUGUGUAUUAUUCAGUACGAAUGUACGCUAAUUCGAUAACAAAAGUCGGGAGGGGGGGGGGGGGGGAAUGUAAUGUUGAAAUUAUUCUAAUCUAAUGCUUUGUCCGCCUUGAGAUUGUUGAUUCACCAGUUAGUCAGAAUUUUUAAUAUUUUUUGUUCCAUAUGUACAUACUAUGACGAUAUAAUUUUAAAAAGCUGCAUUUGUUGACUUGAACUGUAAAUAUUUGAAUUUGUGAAAUUAACAGCAGCAAGGCGUGGUUAUUUACAGGUUGGUCAAUGAGGCUGAAAAAAAUCUAGAAAAACAAAAGGUUUUAAUUAAACUAAAUUAGUAAAAAAAAGACUCUUGAACUCUUGGUUUAAUGUAGUACGUUGGACCACAGACAUACUGAAUGAAUGUGUGUCUGGUUUUUAUCUUUACAGACUUUAUGCAUAUUUUAUUUUGUUUUAUAACUUUUUUAUUUUCACUCUAAUCUUGUAUAUAUUUCACAUGUCAAUAAAUGGAAUAAGAACACAGAACAAGAAAAAAAUUCGUCCUUAA